Messenger RNA from Polyodon spathula (Mississippi paddlefish), 1428 nucleotides. RefSeq lists its product as uncharacterized. The transcript has 3 exons. The record is from RefSeq and is a predicted model, not a curated record. The coding region runs from base 1 to 1428 and encodes 475 amino acids. NCBI's taxonomy places the organism in Eukaryota, Metazoa, Chordata, Actinopteri, Acipenseriformes, Polyodontidae.
AUGAGGAGGCGUUGGCUGUCAGUACUCAGGUAUGCUGUGAAACACGGGGAGGUGUUGGUUGUGUCAGUACUCAGGUAUGCUGUGAGACGCGGGGAGGUGUUGGUUGUGUCAGUACUCAGGUAUGCUGUGAGACGCGGGGAGGUGUUGGUUGUGUCAGUACUCAGGUAUGCUGUGAGACACGGGGAGGUGUUGGUUGUGUCAGUACUCAGGUAUGCUGUGAGACACGGGGAGGUGUUGGUUGUGUCAGUACUCAGGUAUGCUGUGAGACACGGGGAGGUGUUGGUUGUGUCAGUACUCAGGUAUGCUGUGAGACACGGGGAGGUGUUGGUUGUGUCAGUACUCAGGUAUGCUGUGAGACACGGGGAGGUGUUGGUUGUGUCAGUACUCAGGUAUGCUGUGAGACACGGGGAGGUGUUGGUUGUGUCAGUACUCAGGUAUGCUGUGAGACACGGGGAGGUGUUGGUUGUGUCAGUACUCAGGUAUGCUGUGAGACACGGGGAGGUGUUGGUUGUGUCAGUACUCAGGUAUGCUGUGAGACACGGGGAGGUGUUGGUUGUGUCAGUACUCAGGUAUGCUGUGAGACACGGGGAGGUGUUGGUUGUGUCAGUACUCAGGUAUGCUGUGAGACACGGGGAGGUGUUGGUUGUGUCAGUACUCAGGUAUGCUGUGAGACACGGGGAGGUGUUGGUUGUGUCAGUACUCAGGUAUGCUGUGAGACACGGGGAGGUGUUGGUUGUGUCAGUACUCAGGUAUGCUGUGAGACACGGGGAGGUGUUGGUUGUGUCAGUACUCAGGUAUGCUGUGAGACACGGGGAGGUGUUGGUUGUGUCAGUACUCAGGUAUGCUGUGAGACACGGGGAGGUGUUGGUUGUGUCAGUACUCAGGUAUGCUGUGAGACACGGGGAGGUGUUGGUUGUGUCAGUACUCAGGUAUGCUGUGAGACACGGGGAGGUGUUGGUUGUGUCAGUACUCAGGUAUGCUGUGAGACACGGGGAGGUGUUGGUUGUGUCAGUACUCAGGUAUGCUGUGAGACACGGGGAGGUGUUGGUUGUGUCAGUACUCAGGUAUGCUGUGAGACACGGGGAGGUGUUGGUUGUGUCAGUACUCAGGUAUGCUGUGAGACACGGGGAGGUGUUGGUUGUGUCAGUACUCAGGUAUGCUGUGAGACACGGGGAGGUGUUGGUUGUCAGUACUCAGGUAUGCUGUGAGACACGGGGAGGUGUUGGUUGUGUCAGUACUCAGGUAUGCUGUGAGACACGGGGAGGUGUUGGUUGUGUCAGUACUCAGGUAUGCUGUGAGACACGGGGAGGUGUUGGUUGUGUCAGUACUCAGGUAUGCUGUGAGACACGGGGAGGUGUUGGUUGUGUCAGUACUCAGGUAUGCUGUGAGACACGGGGAGCUGUUGGUUGUGUCAGUACUCAGGUGUAG